GCAAAAAAAAAUAAUCCAAGUAUAGAUAGGCGUAUGGGACAACUUCGAGUACAAAUUGAUCUAACACAAGAAUUAGAUCGAUUGAAAAGACAAUCUUCUAAAAUUGAAGAGGAGAUUAAGAAUUUGCAAGAUAAGAUUUUGGAAACUGGGAGUGAUAAACUUCGAACUCAAAAGUCUUAA
Messenger RNA from Funneliformis caledonium, 180 nucleotides. The record is from the annotation of a GenBank genome assembly. Lineage: Eukaryota; Fungi; Glomeromycota; Glomeromycetes; Glomerales; Glomeraceae.